Messenger RNA from Mesocestoides corti, 337 nucleotides. The record is from the annotation of a GenBank genome assembly. Lineage: Eukaryota; Metazoa; Platyhelminthes; Cestoda; Cyclophyllidea; Mesocestoididae.
UACACUUGAUUAUACUGGCAUUUAUGAAUAUUCUGAUUCUGCGGGUCUUCUGAUGGAGUGUGUUAUUGGAAUUGCUUUUAAAGACUUUGUAAUUAUUGCUGCUUAUUACAGAAUUAACAUUUCUAUCAUGACACUAAAAGGCCAUGCUGACAAAGUGUUCAAAUCAAGUAAUCAUAGUGUUAUGGCUGUCUGUGGUGAGGCUGGGGAUGUGAUUGCGAGUCGACACCUUAUGCAGCUGCAAACAACCAGGAAAAAUUUGGCUGAAGCUCUUCGCAGCAGAACUCCGUACAAUGUUAAUUUGCCACUCGCUGGUUACGACCCGAAGGACGGACCUUAG